AUGAACGUGGAUCUUCUUGUCCGUGGUGAUCUCACCCAGCAACUCCAAGCUUUGUACGCAGAGUCAAGUUCGGAGUUUGUGUUCAUCUUCUUGAUUGACCCGAAGCGUCAUGGCCGUGCAGACAACUAUCGGGCGAUGCCAGCUGCAGACAAGAUCAUGCUGGGCCAGGUGGCCGCAGCGCUUUUCAACAAGGACAAGCCCAAUUUCCGGGAGGAUUCCGACAUGCUGAUUUGCUUCGAUGGCAGGAGUGUGAACACAAACAGCCAGAUUACCAAGCUCCUCUUGAAGCCAGGCAUCGAGUGCAAGAUCCUCCCGGCCAGGGGUGCUGCAGUUUUGCGUGUAAUGCACCACCAUCGUGAGUUCAGUGUCAAUGGCUGGGUUCGCCAGCGUAGCUGCGGUGGGCUGUGUCCAAAUCUCCCGGACCCAUUGGAAAGUGUUUUUGUGGCUGCAGGGUCAACACGAUUCAAGAAUCUCCCGCGAAGGGAGAGGCGUUGGGUCGACCUUCCCGGUGACAAUGCCAGCCGUGGAUGGACAGGGGUUGGCUUGCGGACCCAAGAAGACUUGGAUCUGAAUUCCGUGUUGCCUCAGACAAAGGAUCUCUUGUUUCAGGGUCAGCCAUCGACGACUGAAUCCCACACUUCAGAGUGUCCUGAGGACGAGUCGGAGAGAGUCAGAGUCAGUUGCUUUCCCUGGGAGCACAGCGAGUCCAUCUUCAAGGAAUUGCACAAUUGCUUGGCAGCUGAGACUUCUCAGGCAAAGACGCUGAUUGUUGACUUGACUCCUGGAUCAGGGGUUGCCGCAACAGCAGCAGCUCGUCAUGGAGUCAAAUACCUCGCUUAUUGCCACAACGCGCUACACAUAGAUUUGAUCCGGGAGACAGUUCGAAAGUUGACGAGAGCAGCUUCUCUUGGUGGAGAGUCACAAGGCGGCACUUCCUGUGCAGGAGAGAGUGCCCAAGGCGCUCAGUCCGUAGUCAUCUCUACUCCUGAGAAAACUGAGAAAGGUGUCGAUGAGGACCCUGAGGUUUUGUCACAGUCAGAGCCCGAGAACUAG
Symbiodinium pilosum is the source of this 1053-nucleotide messenger RNA. The record is from the annotation of a GenBank genome assembly. NCBI's taxonomy places the organism in Eukaryota, Dinophyceae, Suessiales, Symbiodiniaceae.